Molecule: messenger RNA, 510 nt
Organism: Acanthoscelides obtectus
Lineage: Eukaryota; Metazoa; Arthropoda; Insecta; Coleoptera; Chrysomelidae
Source: the annotation of a GenBank genome assembly
AUGGAAUCAUCCGCGUCCGGUUCAGGAGAAUCGCAAACUCAAAAAAGAAGUGUUAUUUGGAUGCAUUUCACCAAUAUAUCGGAAGCUAAUGCAAAGUCUAAUCUUUGUAAAAAUAUUUAUUCGCAUAAAAAUGGAAACAUUAGCAAUUUAAGGAAGCAUUUGAAAACUAAAUAUCCGACUCUUUCAUUGGAAGGAGAAAGGGCAAAACGGCGGGUGGAAGACGAAAAUAUGCCUAGGUGCAAAAGGAACUUAGUUUUAGGGGACGGGAGGGCGAAUCUUGGAUAUCCCAAAUAUUGUACACAAAACCAUGUUAAGUAUGGCGAUGAAGGCAACCAGGAUUUCAUGCUCUCCUUGCGUGCGACCAUGUCUGUAUUUGCGCAUGUGCAGGCAGUGAAGUUUACGGAUUUUCCAGUAGAGCUUAUGAUCUUUUCCGGUGGAGGUACAAAGGGAUUCGAGAAAAUCAAGGCAGAUUCGAAGAACUGUGAACGUGGAGGUCUUUUGUUCAAGUGA